AUGAACCGCCGACGUUCGAUCCAUGAAUCGAUUGAAUCCAUGGAUAUUGUGAGUAAGGAUGAUCCGAGUUAUUCAGUUUCCGAUGAGCAGAGAGUGAGUUAGGGCUGGGAAAAUGGUGAAAAAACAUUUUUUUUGCAGUUUUCAAUGCUGAAUUCGGUGCCACCAAUGACACUUUCCUGGCACGAUGUGGUGGUGAUGGUAAGCUAAUUUUAGGGCAUUUUUUCACGUCAUUUCACGUGACUCAUCUUUGACUUGAGUUCUUCCACAUUCACUGUAAAUCAUAAUUUCAGCCCAAAAAAUCUGCACAAUCACCCACCAAAUCUUCUUCGCCACUGCUCAAAAAAUCGGAAAAAGUGUCAGACAUCGAAACGAGCCCCGCAGAAAAUCAAACAAAAUUGGUGUUGAAUAAGGCGUAUGGUGUUGCGCGUCCGGGUGAAGUUAUCGCAAUUGUUGGACCGAGUGGCGCCGGAAAAACAACGUUGCUCAAUGUGUUGACGCAGAGGAAUUGUGGAGAAUUGGAUGUGACGGGAAGUGUUAAGGUUGGUGAUUUUUGGGAAAGCGGGGAGGGUUUGGAAGAGGGGAAAUUUGAAUUAAAAACUUUGAAAUGUGAAGCAGAAGCUCAAAAGAGCAUAAAAAAUAUAUUCUUUAGUUGUGCCACAGUUUUGGCGCCAGAAUUUGCAUUUUUCAAAAAUUUUGCCACGUGGAAUUUUCCUCAAAUGUUCAAAAAGCAAAAAUUCGAUAUAUUCUCAUUAUUCUCCUCGAGAACUACACAAAUUCUAUUGAUUUUUGGGCUUGAACUCAAGAUUUCUGAUAAAAUAUAUGUUUCCUAGUAGAUUUUGAUCGCCGCUUGUCAAAAAUUGCAAGAAUAUGAGUUAUGA
This is a messenger RNA of Caenorhabditis angaria, 878 nucleotides long. The record is from the annotation of a GenBank genome assembly. NCBI's taxonomy places the organism in Eukaryota, Metazoa, Nematoda, Chromadorea, Rhabditida, Rhabditidae.